Messenger RNA from Porites evermanni, 1114 nucleotides. The record is from the annotation of a GenBank genome assembly. NCBI's taxonomy places the organism in Eukaryota, Metazoa, Cnidaria, Anthozoa, Scleractinia, Poritidae.
GCUAACAGUGUUAAUGUGACCCCGCCCCAAGAUACACCCAUGUCAAACAGAAAAGAUGGAAAAUACAUCAACUUUGGUUUUGAUGUGGAGAUUCAAAAACCAAUAGAAAAGCUUCCAAGAGAUAAAAAUGAUAAUAAGCUGCGACGGAACUAUUCAAGGUUAACCUGCGUAGCAGGCGCCGGUUUUGUAAGGGCGAACGGAGAAAUUUCGUGGACGCAUGCGCGCACUAGGGAGAACGUAAAACCUAACCACAAUACUUAACCAGCGCCUUCUACGCAGGCUAAUUCCAGGCUAACGAACGUGUCUUUCUUUCGAGACGUUGAAAUGGUAAGAAAAUUUUUUUCCUCAUAAUUAAUUUUUUUUUUUGUUUUAUCCUGUCUUUCUUUCGAAGGUACAGCGAUAUUUUUCGAAUUCAAGCACUACAAACCCAAAAAAGACAUCGUGAGUACGAGAUGUUUCGCAUUCAUGGAACAAGAUGAGUUCAAGCCGGGUCCCGCCUGCAUAGAACUGUAAGUAGGCAGGCUUUGCUUAUAAACGGCGAAGUUUUUGAUUUUUUUGUGGGGCCACUGGUUCCGUGUACUACGACUAGCCCCUCAUUAGGGCUCACGAAAUACGCGAGCGCGCGUGAGAUUCGCUGCCCGCGAUGACAGGCUACACGUGGUGGAAGGAGAGAAAUGAGAGACCUUCAUUUUCUCUUCUUCCUCUGUCUCGCCAACGAGUGUCUCUCUUUCCUGUUUUUGCUGUGUCUCCUGUGUCUCGCGGCGAUUUUCACCGGCGCUCGCGUACUUUGUGCAUCCUAUUAUCCCUGAGAAAGUCUGUUCCAGAAGUUUAGAUUGUGGACAGUGGCGCGAAAUCCACCUCUCGCCGCCCCAUCUCUGCUAACUUCUCUUUGUGCACUGCACACUGUCUCAAUCCCUGGAAAAGGCUGUCUCCGAAGGUAGUCAAGGACCGCUCGUAUUUUACUGAAUCUGCUAGCUUUCAAUUAACAAAGCUAACCGGAUUAACCUGUUCUUUUAGGUAUCAGAAGCCAACAGACUUUCACCGCAAGAGGUUAAAUCUUUUGACGCAAAAACCGCCUUAUCUUCAUGUGACACUCAACAUUCUUGAUGAUUAG